AGAGGAGUCCAGCAGUUACCUUUAUCAGAAGCCAUGCAGGGUGCUGUGGUGGUGCUACUGCUUCUGAGCUGCGGCACCAUCCAGCAGAUGAUCUUUGUCUUAGGAGAUCCUGUAGCAGCAGAGCAGCACUGUCAAGAUCACAGCAGCACCUGCUCGGCUCUCACAAACACACAGGAUGUUGCAGCUAUAGAUGAGGUGACCACUCAGCCUGAGAUCACAGUAUCAGCCAGACCAGAAAAUCCCACGCAUGACACGACUCUACAGACUGCUCCCACUGAGCUGACAUCCAGACUGGAUCCAGUGAGCAGCACGUCCCCUCUGAAGUCACAUCCUGAUCCAGAGGAUGCAGACACCAAAGCUGUAGUGAACACUGACACUGACACUCUGACUGUUGCCUCAACCAACAAAGAAAAGGUCAAACCAACAGCUGCGAGUGAGGAAGAAAAUCAAGGUGGAGACACUGAGCCACAGCUUCCAUCUCUGACUGGAAAUGAACAGCUUUCUACUGUACAGCCUGACAUAUUAGAGACAGUGAAGGAGCCAUGGAGCACAGAAGGAAGUAUCACACCCUGGACUCCUUUUGUCCACACACUUCAAACCACUCAGUACAAGGAACAAGUUCAUCCACCAACUCUUGCGGCAAAGGAGAGCUCCUGGACAAGUGAUGCAUCUGUCUUGGAAAGUGUUGCAACAGCCACUUCAGGCCUCAAUGUUCAUCUUGAAACCCCCACAGCUCCAAGUGUUUUAUCAAGAGAUACAGACACCGCAAGUACACAGGCAUCUUUCUCUAAUGGGCCACAGUUUGCUACGAGGUCUACUCUUAUCUCAGGCCCCAUCACAGAACCAGGGUUUGUCACUUCCAGCGUGUACCCUUCGAUUGAAGGGGUGACAAAGGCAUUGCCACUAGUCAUUACACCUCCAGCUUCAGUAGACCCACCUGCUAAACUCUUAAGACAGACAAAAGAAAAUGUAACUGAGGACUUUGCUGCACCUGAGAAAGAUCCAACCCAAAACCUGACUGUUGCAACUCCCACAUUACAAAGCGCAGAAGAACUAAGUACCAAGAAAAUGGAGGAUGAGAUUGUUAAUGUUUCAGCCAGUGAGAUAAAAGAAAAAGAAGAAAUGGAUGACAGCUUGCAAACUGUUUCACCCAGAACAGAAACACCACCACAACAACGACUUCCAGGUGGAGUGCAGGAGAGUGGGAUAGAGACUGAUGAAGAUGAGAUGGAUUUAGAGGAGGAGGAAGUGCACAGCCAUGCAGAGAUGGAGAAAGAAAGUUAUGAUGAUGACACUGACAUUUCUGAGGAUUAUAAUCAUUCCUCACCUGAUCGGAUCUCACAUGUUGGCACUGAAGACUCCUCCAUCCAAUUAGAGACUGUACCUCCACUGCAGACUGUUAAAGCAGCCAAUCAGCCGCCUGUAUACACAGUCAGACAUCACGGGGCAGGAUUACGACCUGGGAUCAGGGGGUUGCAGGGUCCACCUGGGCUGACAGGACUACCAGGACCUAAAGGAGACAAAGGUUAUCAAGGCGUUAUGGGUAGGACCGGACGGACAGGAUACAGAGGCCCUGUGGGUCCGCCUGGGAUGCCUGCCAUUGUUGUAUUUAAAACCUCUGAAGAAGAGUGGGAGGUGUUCAAGAAACUUAGGGGGCCUCAGGGGCCUCCUGGACCUCUUGGAGAUGACGGACCACUUGGGCCACCUGGAAUACCUGGGAAGCAAGGACGAAAAGGAGUUCAAGGGAAAAUCGGCAAACCUGGACCACAGGGUCUGCCAGGCCCCCAAGGCCGACCUGGGAGAGAUGGGACCCCAGGAAAGGACAGUGAUCCAGGCCCUCCAGGCUUACCUGGAGAACAGGGUCCCCAAGGCUACAGAGGAGAGAAGGGCAGCAAAGGGGAGCUGGGUGAGUGGGGUUAUGAUGGGGAGGCUGGACCGCAGGGAGACAGAGGACAAAAAGGAGAUAAGGGACUGCCUGGAGCCAGGGGUCCUUCUGGUUUUCCUGGACCAUCAGGACCUCUGGGAGAGAUUGGAGCUCAAGGCUUCAGUGGACCACCAGGCCCACCCGGCAAAAUGGGCCCCAGCGGAGUAAAAGGUGUCUCAGGAGUUAAAGGACCUCCGGGAGAGCCUGGUCCUGAUGGAGUGGCUGGGUUUCCUGGUGUCCGUGGACCUCAGGGAAGGCCAGGACCAGAUGGACCUCCAGGUCCUAAAGGAGACCCUGGAGAUCCAGGAGAUGAAGGGGACAUAGGGGAACCUGGACCACCUGGACUAAAUGGAGCCAAUGGGAAUCCAGGAAAGCCUGGACCCUCAGGUGAUCCAGGACUUCCAGGGCCUCCAGGUAAACAAGGGUUAAAGGGGCAUCGAGGCCCUUUGGGACUUGAGGGACUUGGAGGACCAACAGGGCCACCAGGACCUCCUGGACCCAGUGGUUUUGAUGGUAUCAUGGGGGAGCAAGGGAAGCAGGGAAAAGAUGGACCGAAGGGAGAUCGAGGACCAAAUGGUAUUCAAGGAGUUCCUGGCCCUCGGGGCGGCAAGGGAAUGCCUGGAGUCAUCGGAGUGACGGGACCUAAAGGCCUGAAGGUGAAGGAGACUGUCAAGGUAAGAGAGGUGAAGAGGGACCAAGGGGGAAACAAGGCCGCCCAGGUGAGAUGGGCAUGCCUGGACCACAGGGAUACAGAGGAUCUCCUGGUAUCCAGGGUAACAUUGGACCAUGGGGUGAGGUUGGGCCCCGUGGCCUUCCAGGUAACCAGGGGCCACAAGGUCCAGUUGGCCCACUUGGAGUUCCAGGUUACCCAGGUAAAGAUGGACCUCAAGGACCACCCGGAUCAGCUGGUGUCAAAGGAGAUAAGGGAUCCAGAGGAACUGUUGGGCAGGAGGGAGUUGCUGGUCUCGAUGGGUCCACCUGGACUGAAGGGACCUGAGGGGCCAGCUGGACAGAAAGGCAUUUUUGGUGAAAAGGGAAGCACUGGGCCUCCUGGACAGAAAGGGCCAAAAGGAGCUGAGGGCAACAGAGGCAACAAAGGGCCACAGGGUGCAAAGGGCCCACCGGGGAAACAGGGAUACAGGGGUUCACCAGGAGACAGAGGAAAACAAGGAGUUACAGGGCUCAAGGGUGAGCCAGGCACCAAAGGUCCAUCAGGCAUGUCUGGACCGUUUGGACCAGGGGGCAACACUGGGGCAGCAGGGGCGAAAGGCCAGAAGGGGCUGCGGGGACACACUGGCCCUCCUGGCAGAAUAGGUCCACCUGGACAAAUUGGACCAUCGACACCAGGUUUGCCAGGCAAGAGAGGUGCUGAGGGAAAAACUGGAAAGCCUGGACCAAAGGUGGCAGUCAGGGUGAGGCUGGCAAGCCCGGUCUUCAAGGCAUCAAAGGACCCAUGGGCAUUAGAGGUCAAAGUGGUGCAAGAAGAGAACCUGGGAACAGAGGCGCAACGGGGACAGCGGGGAAGCUCGGGUUCAUCGGCACUUUGGGUGCUAAAGGUCGACCUGGGCCUGCUGGUCCUCCCGGUCUUCCAGGCACUAAAGGAAUUCGGGGGGCAAAGGGAGCUGAAGGCCCACUGGGUCGACCAGGACCUGCUGGAAGACCUGGAAAACCCGCAAGGCCUCAGCGGUUUGGAUGGGUUACUAGGGGUUGAGGGUAAUGAAGGAGAUCCGGGUGAUAUUGGUUUCAGAGGAGCUCCUGGAAAACCUGGCAGGGCUGGCAAAAUGGGAAAACAUGGACCUCCUGGGAUCAGUGGAAACAUUGGAGCACCAGGGUUCAAGGGUAAAGCUGGAACAAAAGGAAAACAAGGACCACCUGGGCCAGUGGGACCAAAGGGUAUUCCAGGACUGAGAGGACGGAAGGGCGAGUCUGCCAUUACUGGGCUUAAGGGUCUCCCAGGUGAUAUGGGAAUACUGGGACCAAUCGGACCACCUGGGUUAAAGGGGAAUCCUGGUUUGCAGGGGCUCAAAGGUCGAAGAGGUCAUAAAGGAAAGCAGGGAGCUACUGGUCCUCGGGGUCCACAUGGGCAAAAAGGCUCUCCUGGACUCGCUGGCCAGCGUGGAACUGAGGGAAUGAAAGGUGUCCGAGGGAGGAGAGGACCAAAGGGAGUGAAGGGCAAGCGUGGACCUCCAGGAAAACCAGGUGCACCAGGCAAGCGCAAGCCAACUCAAAGGCGAGGAUCAAAAAACAAGCCAAAACCAGGUCAAAGAAAUGAGCUGAGGCCCAAAACAAAACCCAGUCCAAGAUCGAAACUGAAAAAUGUGCCAAGACCCAGACAAAGACCCGGCCUCCUAAAGCGACAAGGAGGACAACAAAAACGGCCCAGGUCGAUGUCCAAGAGAUGGUCUGAAGUAGAUGAGUUGGAGGAAUCCUUCAGCUGGCCUCAGGGAACCAAAGAUGACCCUGCCACCACCUGCUAUGAACUGGGACUCAUAUACCCACAUCUGAAUGAUGGUUACUUUUACAUGGACCCCAAUCAAGGCUGUCCAUAUGAUGCUGUGAGGGUAUUCUGUAACUUCACAGCAGGAGGAACAACCUGCAUUGACCCUGUGCAGUCUCAGAUUAAGUUAAGUUGGGAACCAGAAAAGAAGAAAUCAAAAGUGUCCGUCCAGUGGUUCAGCCAGCAGCACGGUGGAAACAAGUUUGAGUACACUGGCGUGGAUGUUGUCCAGCUGAGGUUUCUGCGGUUACACAGCCACACAUCUUUCCAGCACAUGACUGUCAGCUGUACGGCGAACCACUCCACUGUCACUGGCACAGCUAAUACAGCCAAUAGGAUUAUUCACUUCCUGGGAGACUCUGGCAAAGAAAUCAUUUCACACCUUACCACAGUGUCCAGGAAAGGCUGUGAGGUGGAGGUGGUUGUGAUGGUUCGGGGGAGCACAGAGCUACAUCGAGGUGAUAUGGAGUUACUUCCUGUCAGGGAUCUGGGCGUAGAGACGACGUUGUUAACUCUCCUUGUUCCUGAGAUCACUGUUGUUUUGGGACUCCUCUGCUUCUUGUGACCUAUGAGGAGUGUGUGUGUGUGUGUGUGUGUGUGUGUGUGAGAGAGAGAAAGUGACUGUGUCUGUGCAUGAUGAAUCAUAAAUGUAAAUAUCUCUUUAUAUAGAAAGCAGGGAUAUAUGAUGUUUUGUUUGGAUUAUUUGCUCAAUGCUGUUUUGUUUUUGUUUGCUUUUUUGUUGUGUAUUUAUUGAAUUGUCAUAAGCUGGACUAAUAGAUUUUAUUAUGUUAAGCAUUAUUUACAUUGUUAUUAAAUGUUUAUGUAGCACCUAAGUUUAUUUCCUUAAAUGAAACUGACUUGGAUCUUUAAGUGCCUAUAUCAUAACUGU
Epinephelus moara (kelp grouper) is the source of this 5310-nucleotide messenger RNA. RefSeq names its product collagen alpha-1(I) chain. The record is from RefSeq and is a predicted model, not a curated record. The transcript has 52 exons. Lineage: Eukaryota; Metazoa; Chordata; Actinopteri; Perciformes; Serranidae. Gene Ontology annotation, molecular function: extracellular matrix structural constituent. The coding region runs from base 34 to 4986 and encodes 1650 amino acids.